Hypanus sabinus (Atlantic stingray) is the source of this 2129-nucleotide messenger RNA. RefSeq names its product dual oxidase maturation factor 1-like. The transcript is spliced from 8 exons. Gene Ontology annotation, cellular component: endoplasmic reticulum membrane. NCBI's taxonomy places the organism in Eukaryota, Metazoa, Chordata, Chondrichthyes, Myliobatiformes, Dasyatidae. Bases 86 to 1054 code for a protein of 322 amino acids. The record is from RefSeq and is a predicted model, not a curated record. Gene Ontology annotation, biological process: protein transport.
CAGAAGCUGCCAAAGAAAGCCACAUCUUGUUCAUACUGAAAGUGCUUUGUCUGCUAAAGCGAGGCAACCACAACGGACAGCAAAUAUGACCUUUUAUGAUGGCCGCUACCCCUUCUAUCCAAUAGCACGGCCACCAGUCGUGUUCAACACCAUUCAAAUCGUGGUUAUUAUCAUCUUUUUAGUCUUCCUGCUAGCUUUUCUCAUUGUACUUAUUGGCAUUCGUGGAACUGAAAGACUUCAUGGGCUUAUGAAAGUAACUCUAAGUCUUUUUAUCGGAGUUGUUAUCGUUGUUGUUAAUUUCACCACAAACUGGGAAAGGGGAUUUGCCAUAGUGAACACAACGUAUAAAUCAUUCAGCAAAACUAAUGUUGUGGCAGAAGUCGGGCUUCACGUUGGAUUGGCAGGACUAAAUAUAACCCUAAAAGGGCUCCCUCAAAACCAGCUGAAUGAAACUAUCAAUUACAAUGAAGAAUUUUUGUGGAUGAAUGGAAGAAUCUAUGAAAACGAGUAUCGCAAGGGGCUGGAGAGGGGUCUUCCAGAUCCAAUUUUGUAUGUAGCAGAAAAGUUCACUCCAAGCAGCCCCUGUGGUGUUUACUUACAGUACAGAGUCUCUGGUACUUAUGCCUCAGCUACAAUGUGGGUUGCCCUUGUUGCUUGGAUGCUGGCCAAUAUCCUGCUGUGGAUCAAUGUCCUUUUAUAUGGAGCCUAUAUGAUGCUGGUAUCCGGUUUCUUCAUGAUAUUUUCAGUGAUCUCCUUCGGCACGACAAGGAAGACACCACUCUGUGAUAUUCAGUUUGACCAAGUGAAGCUGGAUAGUGCUCUUGGCCCAUCCUUUUGGCUGUCAUUGGCAACAGCAUUGUUGACUUUACUCAUUGGAGCAACCAUCACUGUGCUGAGCUUCUUUGCUCCAAAGGUCUUGAGCAGAGUAUUUCUAAUAAAUGACGAUAACAACGAUGAAGAUGCAUCGAUAGAUCAUUAUUAUAAUGUCAGCUUCCAGGAGGAAAACAAGCCUACCAAUGGUUUACAACUGAAAAGUAUGGAAGGUGCUGUAUAAUCAGCUGAGGGAUGAUUCCAUGUCUCCAAUAUGUAUCUACUUGAUAUCUACUUAGUACUUGGACGUUAAUCCACAUCUGUGCAAAAACUGAAAUUUCAGAUGUUAGAUGGAAGGAGAGAAACACUAAUAAUUUUAAACUUAUUUCUAAUUUACUAUGAAGUUGGACACAAUUGAAGCCUCUGCAAGGUGAAUGUUGAAUGUUAGAUCAACAUCAAAUUGUGGUAUAAAUAAAUUGAGCACUACUCAAACCUCAUGAGUUAAAUAUUACAAGUGAUUCCGGAAAUGAAAGGGUUAACAUGAGGAACAUUUGUGGAGUUUAGAAGAAUGAAUGGCGAUCUCAGUGAAUAUUGAAAGACCUAGAUAGAGUGGAUGUGGAGAGGAUGUUUCCUGUAGUGGGGGAGUCUAGGACCAGAGGGCCACAGCCUCAGAAUAGAAGGACAUCCCUGUAGAAUCUGUUGAGAUGAGGAGGAACUUCUUUAGCUAGAGGGCAGUGACACUGUGAACUUCAUUGCCACAGACAUUGCGAAGGUCAUGUCAUCGUCUAUUUAAAGUGGAUGUUGAUAGGUUCCUGAUUAAUAAAGGGGUCAAAGGUUACAGGGUGAAGAUAGGAUGAAUGCGGUUGAGAGAGAUAAUAAAUCAGCCAUAAGGGAAUGGUGGAACACACUUGAUGGGCCAAAUGGCAUAAUUCUGUGCCUAUGUCUUAUAGUCUAUUGUCUUGUACCUGUAGAAUAUGAAAGGUGUCGCAAUUGCUAAAUGAUUGAACAGGCAAGUGUAAGUGACAGGCAGAUGCAAAGUGAGCACCUGCAAAUAUUUCUCGAUUGUUACCAGUGUGGAAGGAUUUGCUUUGCAAUUAGUGGUUUCAGUCAAUGCAGACAUUCAGUAUCUCAUUCUUCACUGGCAGAAGUUUCCUUUAUUUGUUUCUUAGGACAUCUUGGAUUCACAUAAACAUUUUUACAAUCAUUGAAUUUGUGUGUGUGUGUGCACAAAAUGAAGAAUAAUACAUUUUAUUCAUUUUCCUGAGCUGUCAAUGGAUCUAAACAUUGUCCUUUGUAAAUGUACAUAUCAUGAUAAGCAU